Molecule: messenger RNA, 745 nt
Organism: Prunus avium (sweet cherry)
Lineage: Eukaryota; Viridiplantae; Streptophyta; Magnoliopsida; Rosales; Rosaceae
Source: RefSeq, a predicted model, not a curated record
AGCAAUAGCAAAAUGUCUCAAUAAAAAAUAAUCCUACAAGCGAAAAGUAGGAAGAAAGAAUUUGAAAAAUCUCAAAAACCCUCCUUCGGACUUCAAAUUUAAAAAAUCCCUGACGUCGAAAUAAAAGCACAAUUACCCUCCAAAUCAACCCCAACCUGAUUUUGACACACACCAUCGUCACUCUCACCCUCUCUCCCUCUCUCCCUCUGGAUCUGAGACAUGGCGUUGAACGAGCGUCAGGGCUCCGAAAGCGGACCCGACCCAGAAGAGCUGGAGGUGCUGGAGUGUGAAGUGAAGGAAAUGGCAGAGAAGAUUUUAGAGUACAGAGCCACUUUACCAGAUCAGCUCAAGAACACCUUCGCCUCAAUUCUCGCUGCUCAGAAACCCGUUUUUCUGAAUGGGUCGGAUCCUGGGACUUCCGCAGUUCCGAAUUCGGGUCAAGUUGCUUCUAAUAAGGGGGCAUUACUGGCUGAUGGAGAUCAGACUUCCGAGAAGUUGCGAUUGUUUAGAGAUAAACUUUCCAGCAAUGUUGCUGCCUUGCCUAUUGUUUUGAAGAGGAUGACAGAGUGUAUUUCAAAGAUUGACAAUUUAGACUCUGAAAACGUAAUCAUACAUCCUUCAUUUAAAAAGAAAAGGACCAGUUGAUCGAGUUUUCAACCCUUGAAUGGCUGCUGUAUCACCUGUUGAUUGAUGUAGAAUGACACAUGUUUUGAAAUUUGAUCAAAUUUGAUUCAUACGAUCAAAA